AUGAUUGCACAAGAAAUCAACAAUUUUGUCGAAGCAUUAAAAAAGGUUAUACAUUUAAUGUCUGUAAAAUUCUACGAAGAAUUUCUGAUCAAUGAAAAUUUUGAAGUUGGAAUCGAAAUGACAUUUCAUAAAUGCGAUCCAUUACGAUUGUACAUCUUUGCACCUCCUGCCGGCAUAAAAUCUACCAUACAAAAAAUCAUGGAACCAUUCGAACGUGUCGGUUAUUUACUAUUCGAAUCGUCGUUUGGGCCCGAUAUAGGUCGAUAUAUUUCAUCGACGAUGAACGGCGUUGUUUGGGAAUUAAAAGAACAAGUAAAAAAUUACGAUUCAAAUUGUACUAUCAAAUUAUACGAGUUACGGAUUUCGCUUGUCGAUACUCUUGAGCAUGACGAUAUUAUUAGCAACACUUGUCUUGGCGAAACAGAGCUUCCAUUUUCAUCGAAGAGCAAUUUGGUGCAAACAAAAAUCCAACUGUGUUAG
This is a messenger RNA of Ambispora gerdemannii, 480 nucleotides long. The record is from the annotation of a GenBank genome assembly. Lineage: Eukaryota; Fungi; Glomeromycota; Glomeromycetes; Archaeosporales; Ambisporaceae.